ACUGUAUUUUAAGACGAAAAUGGGGAACAAAAACUUGUGUUUGUGGCCACUGGAGCUCAGGAGAGGAGAGGACUUUCGUGCCUGAACUUACGACCAAUGAAGGGCUUCGCGCCGCUGCCGCUGCUGCUGCUGCUGCUGUGCUUUUGGCAGCUGCAGGAAGGCGUCCAGGCGUGCACCUGCUUGCCGGAGCAUCCCCAGGAGGUGUACUGCCGAUCAGACGUCGUCAUCAGGGCAAAGGUCGUGGGAGUGUCAAAAGGCGGACCGGGUUUUUUCGACUCGGUGAAGUAUCACCUCGACCUGAUCAGGGUGUUCAAGGGCCCUAAAAAAUAUUAUGACGCCAUCUACACGGCGUCCAGCUCUGCCGCAUGUGGAGUGUACCUGGAAGUCGACGUCGAGUAUCUACUCAUGGCCAGCCUUCGGCCCGACGGCACCCUGUUCAUCUCCUCGUGCGACUACUUUCAACCGUGGAAGUCUUUGACCACCACUCAAAAGAAACUGUUGAAGCACUACCCCAAGGGCUGCGCCUGCACGAUCACACCCUGCUACUCCCUCCCGUGCAUCCCCACCAAGAGGACCGAGUGCAUGUGGUCCGACUUCGCGCCGAUUAAGCCGGUGCACGGCAAUCAGGCCACAAACUACGCUUGCAUCAAGAGGAAUUGGAAAGGCUUUUGCGUCUGGAAAAGCCCGAAGGUCUUCGUAGACAUCAUCUCAGCCCGUGACGUGGACUAAAUGCGAGGUUGAUUAUCUUGCUGGUGACAAUUCAGCACUUUCUGACUUCCGAGGCACUUCUGUCAACUUCUGCUACUUUUCUGCUGCACACGCGAAACAAACAUUAGCUAACCUGCCAACUUUAGCGCGUUACCACUGAAGAUGCUUCAUAAAUAUUUCAGGAUGAUGAUAUCUGUGUUGCAUUUUUCCUUAUCGAAAUCACGCACUGAACUCAAUACCUAAU
Syngnathoides biaculeatus (alligator pipefish) is the source of this 952-nucleotide messenger RNA. RefSeq names its product metalloproteinase inhibitor 2-like. Gene Ontology annotation, biological process: negative regulation of membrane protein ectodomain proteolysis; negative regulation of endopeptidase activity. NCBI's taxonomy places the organism in Eukaryota, Metazoa, Chordata, Actinopteri, Syngnathiformes, Syngnathidae. Gene Ontology annotation, molecular function: metalloendopeptidase inhibitor activity; protease binding. The coding region runs from base 97 to 729 and encodes 210 amino acids. The transcript is spliced from 6 exons. The record is from RefSeq and is a predicted model, not a curated record. Gene Ontology annotation, cellular component: extracellular matrix.